Vombatus ursinus (common wombat) is the source of this 4549-nucleotide messenger RNA. RefSeq names its product autophagy related 13 (gene ATG13). The record is from RefSeq and is a predicted model, not a curated record. Lineage: Eukaryota; Metazoa; Chordata; Mammalia; Diprotodontia; Vombatidae. The transcript is spliced from 18 exons. Gene Ontology annotation, cellular component: phagophore assembly site; extrinsic component of membrane; Atg1/ULK1 kinase complex. Gene Ontology annotation, biological process: mitophagy; protein localization to phagophore assembly site; piecemeal microautophagy of the nucleus. The coding region runs from base 116 to 1768 and encodes 550 amino acids.
CGCCCCGCGAGGAGGGAGGCCCCCGGGCGUCCAGUGGCGGGGCCAAGCCCGAGGCCGGAGGAGGCGCCCCGGGCCCCGGAAUGCGAGCCCCGAGCCCCACAGAUUUGUGUAUGCAAUGGACACUGAUCUCAGUUCCCAGGACAGGAAGGACCUGGACAAGUUCAUCAAAUUUUUCGCCCUGAAGACAGUCCAAGUGAUAGUCCAGGCCCGGCUUGGAGAGAAGAUUUGUACUCGCUCGUCAUCCUCCCCAACAGGAUCUGACUGGUUCAACUUGGCCAUCAAGGAUAUCCCAGAGGUCACCCAUGAGGCCAAGAAGGCACUGGCAGGGCAGCUGCCCGCUGUGGGGAGGUCCAUGUGCGUGGAAAUCUCACUCAAGACUUCGGAGGGAGAUUCCAUGGAACUAGAAAUUUGGUGUCUUGAAAUGAAUGAAAAGUGCGACAAGGAAAUUAAGGUUUCCUACACUGUGUACAAUAGACUGUCGCUACUGCUCAAGUCUCUGCUUGCUAUCACUAGAGUGACACCAGCCUAUCGACUCUCCAGGAAGCAGGGCCGUGAAUAUGUCAUACUCUACAGGAUAUACUUUGGAGAAGUCCAGUUGAACGGCUUAGGAGAAGGUUUCCAGACAGUCCGAGUUGGCACAGUAGGCACCCCAGUGGGCACCAUCACUCUGUCCUGUGCCUACAGAAUUAACCUGGCCUUCAUGUCUACCAGGCAGUUUGAGAGGACCCCACCUAUCAUGGGGAUUGUCAUUGACCAUUUUGUGGACCGUCCCUACCCCAGCUCCUCGCCCAUGCACCCCUGCAACUACAGGACCGCUGGUGAGGAUGCUGGGGUAGCAUAUCCAUCUGUCGAGGACUCUCAGGAAGUCUGCACCACCUCUUUCUCAACCUCCCCUCCGUCCCAGUGUGUGUUCACGGUUAGUAAGGCACAUUUUCAGACCCCUACUCCGGUGGUGACGGAUACCCUGAGGGUCCCCAUGGCAGGACUGGCCUUUUCCCACCAACUCGCCAGCUCCCGCCUUUCCUAUCAGCCCACUGUUCUGGGAGUUGGAUCAGCUGAGCUGGCCCAUCCAGUGGUCUUUGCUGCUGGCUCAGGCACUGCCCACCCUCACCAGUUAAUGGUUCCAGGGAAGGAAGGUGGGGUGCCCCUUGCUCCUAGCCAGCCUGCCUACGGCACCCAGGCCGACCAUGAGAAGAUGGCAACCUGUACCCCUUCUGAUGGUGCCCACUACAUAGUCACUCCUUCCAGCAGUGAAGACACCGAAACCGUAUCCAACAGCAGUGAAGGCCGUGGGUCCCCUCAUGACGUCCUGGAGGCCAUCUUGGUUCGGAAAGUGGGAGCGCUCGUCAACAAUUCACUGGAUCAGGUAACAAUGACCAAUUUGGACAUCCCCUUUGCCAUGUUUGCUCCCAAGAACUUUGAGCUAGAGGAUAAUGAUCCCAUGGUGAAUCCUCCCGACUCCCCAGACACGGAAUCUCCUCUCCAAGGCAGCUUGCACUCUGAUGGGUCCAGCGGCGGCAGCAGCGGAAACACGCACGAUGACUUUGUCAUGGUGGACUUUAAGCCAGCCUUCUCAAAAGAUGACAUUCUGCCCAUGGACCUAGGGACCUUCUACCGGGAGUUUCAGAAUCCCCCUCAGCUGAGCAGCCUGUCCAUUGACAUUGGGGCUCAGUCCAUGGCCGAAGACCUGGACUCACUCCCAGAAAAACUGGCCGUGCAUGAGAAGAACGUGAAAGAGUUUGAUGCCUUUGUGGAGACCCUACAGUAAAGUCAUCGUCCUCCCCAGGCCCCAGCAGCAGCAGUAGCAGCCCCUUUCUUGGACACCCCUGAGGACAGAGACCAUUCCACCUAGCGCUCUUCUCCCUCUCUCUCUGUUAUUUAUUCAGCUUCAAUCCAGGCCAGAGAGUGGAAGGCAGAGGGAAGGGGCUCCCCCACUCCUGCCUUUUGGCUCUUCUCCGCAAUCGGACCCAGGGGCCAGCAUCGAAGAGGGCCCAGUCCCUGGAGCAUUUGAGUUCUGGGUCAUAGCCUACCCUAAGAGUCAGGAAUAAGCACAGCUGGUGAAAAAGGGAGCUUACCCACCCCAGUGUAGAGCAGAGCAGCUGAUCUCAGCCCCUACUGCUUAGCCAGCUGAACACGGCCAUCCAGUUUGGCCUGUAGAACUAUGGAUCUUCCACCCACCAUGAACUGAGCAGCCUCUCCCCUUGGUACUGGGGCUCUGUCUAAGGCUGAGGACGCUGAGUAUGACUGCCUUACCCCAGUGCCCCAGGAACAAGAAAGGAAAGAGGAAAGUCCAGUCCACCAGCACCACACACAGUGUAGAGGCCCGGAAGGAAGGGGCAUUUUACUUUCCCAUGCCUCAGUACUCUGCCCACUAGAGAAAAGACCCAUGUGUUUGUGGCUGCUCUCUGCUCUGGAAAGGCUGACUGUCCGCAGACUAACGUUUUUGGCCCAAUGCAGUCUGUCUCCCUUGUAGUAUAAGCGCUUUCAUGACACUAUGCAAGGCUGCGUUGGACUGCCCUGAAUGACUCAUCAGGUUCCCUGUCCCCUGCUCCUGACCCAUGAUUGUAAAUAGAAACUCAGCAUCCUAUUUUGUUAGGGUUGUGCCGUUGGGAGACCAAGAUUCUCUUUUCCCUUCCUCUCCUGCUACUGUUGCUGCUAUAUGCUUAUAGAUAAGCAUCAAAUAGUAAAUAUUUAUUGCUUUAAAAGAAAUCAGAUUAUUUUUUAAAAUGCAUUUGAUGUGGGCUGUUUUAACCCAGCUGUGGUUCUGGGAAGGCUGGGUCUUUCCUCUGCCCAGCAGGGCCCUCCUAAGAUGCCAGAAGCCUCCCUGGGACCUCUCGUCUCCAUCAUAUGCAUUGAGAACAGAGGCCUGGAGAUAGCUGCGGCCUCGGGAACACUAUCUUCUCCCCACAAUUGCUGCAUUUCACCUGACCCCCCCACCACCAAUUUUUUGCACGUGUGGCGUUCUCCCUGCCCCUUCCAAGAAACUAUUUUUUGCUGGCUGGGAUUCUGGAAUUUUCUUUCUGUUGCCACAUUGACUUCAUGACAACAUGCCAGCCCUUGUGAUAAAUGGCCACACGUGGCCUCCGCCCUUGAGAGACAAAGCCCUCCUCAGUGCUGUGCCACACCCCAAAGCCCCAGCCCCCCGGUUGCUUCUGGCUGCCUUGGGGGUGUCCCCCAACAGGCCUAGGUAUUCCUGGGUGAUUAGGACUUGCUCCCUCCUGUCCACCUCUAGAGCCAUCCGAAGGGGCCAGAAACUUGAACUUGAAACAUGGGUCAUUGGGGGGGGGGGGUGUGAACACUUCCACCCCCAGCCUCUCCAUCUCUGACUCUAGGAGACAGGACAUUGCCCUGUUGCUUGCCAGUUAGAUCUGAAGCCAAAGCCAGGCGUGGGGUUGAGCCAACCCUUCUACUUGUCAGCUGCCUCUCACUGCCAGGCCUUACCUGUGUGACAUCAUCCCCACUUCCACCCCUUCCUGUAGGGAUUGUUGCCUUGACCGAGGGCCACUCUCCAAGGUGGAUGAAGCUUUCUAGGCCGUGGUGCACAUCGGUCCUUAGGAAGCUGCCAAAUGGAACAGAUCGCCUUCUUGAGUCUUUCAUCAUCAGCUGCAUGUGACAGAAAUGCUCUGACCUGCACCUUCUGCUGCCCCCACUUGAGCUAAGCUUUGUGCCCUGUUGAUCACCUGGCCGGUGUGAAUUUUUGUGCACAAUGUCUGCUACUAGGAAGACAGAAGGGACCUCAGCCGUGAUGGGAAGGGGACAGCUAACAGGUAGAUUUCACUUAGAAACCCGCCCGUCACUAGAGGCCUGGUUUCUUCCAGCCUUGAGGGUACAGUCCAGGGCAGCCUUGACCCUAAACCAUCCUUGAUCCAGAGGACAAAGGUGAGCACAACCACAGGGUCGACCCAAUGGUUUUGGUUCAGUGUGGGACAAUCCUAGAAGUACCGGUUCGUGAGUUGGCCAGGCCAAACAGUUUGACCCCGCAGCACCAGGGCUGUAUGAGCGGGGAGAUAACGUGGACCUUGGAAACAUUUUCCCCAUCUCUCCAAUUCUCCCAGCUCCUGGUUGGUCAGCUCCGUGGACACCACCUCUGACCAACUUCCCCUUGGCCCCUGCAUGAAAAUGCUGUGGUAUCCUAGCCAGGAGCAGUGUCGGUACAAAUGCUGCCCUCUGCAGGCAGUAAGUGACCCUUCUCCGUUGCCAGUUUGCUCAGGGCUCCUCAGUGGAGGAAGGAGCUAGGUGCUCCCCACCUCACCAAGACUGGAGUUGAGCAUGGCCCAUGGCAGGCGGUAUGUUCCACACCUAGUCUGUCAGCCUUGCUCAAUGCCAAGGGAUCUGGGCCCUGGACUGGUUCUUGGGCUCUCUAUGUCUUCCUGAGGUCAGUCAGGCUGGUGUCAGCAUAUCCAGGACAGACCUGGCUGGUGACUGGGUAUUCAGAUGCUUGGCCUGGAGAGGAGCAUCUUCACCCUUUAUCUGGUUUGAAAACAUUGAGCUGUUACUUUCAAACAUAUUCUCAAGAAAUUUCCAAUAAAAUUUUUCUGUACACAAAAAA